AUGCCGUCUGUUUUCCAAGGCGUUUUCUGCGCUGCUCUUUUGCUCGCUGUCAUCGAAGUUUCUUUGGCUUGCUUCGCCUCCGGGGUCUGUGGAGGUGGUUGCCCUCCUCCUCCGCCUCCAGUUUGCUCCGGAGGUACUGUAUAAGUUUACUUCUUUCGUUUGUUAGAUUUCAUUUAGAGGCAAUCAGCUGUUUUCUUCCAGAUAAGACCUAAACUGUGUCAGUUCAAAAGACUUCGUCUCUCUCAAAAUGUCCUUAAAAUCCAUUAAAAAAGGUUUUUAUGCAAUUGGCAAAAGAAAGCUUAAUGUACGUAUCGAGGAAAAGGAAUCGUAACUCAGAAUUUCAAUGCUGCUUCUUCAUGAUUUUUCAGAUACAAGUUAGACAAAAUCAAUAAGCUUGAAAAAAAUUCCAAUAUUUUUGAGAGUAACAGAAGGUUUCCAACGAGGAUCAGAUGAAGAGGAAAAAAAGUAAAAGUUCUAUUCAAUUUUUUCAGGAUGCGGUAUGGGCUACGGUUGCGGUCAAUACGGAUGCUAUCGAGCUCGAGCUCGAGCUGCCUCGGCUAGAACUCUAUCCAUUUCUGAAUCGAAAGUAACGGAAACUCUAUGAGAUUAUCCUUAUAAGAAAAAUUUCCAGGCUGCUUCCACUCCCGACGAGAAAUUCAUGCAAUGUUGCGAAGACCGAAACCUUCCUGAUUCCUGCUUGAGCAAGUGCAGUUUCCGCACUUACACCAAGGCUGCUCUUCAAGUGAUAUCUUGAAUUUUUAGCUUAUUUUGAAGUAGAAACUUGCAGGCUAUGUACUUCAAGCAGGACGCUUGCCCAAUGCAAGCUGCGGCCGAUAUCCAUUACUGUGCUGCUCAGGGUCAAGACCACCGUGAUUGCUGCGCCAGAAACGGAGUUGCUACCACUUUGGCUGGCGAAAAGGUAGCUUUAAUUUGAGUUUAUCGUUUUGUUAACUAGAAAAUGGUGUCUUCUGAACAUUAAAUUGAGAUUUGGGACUUUUUGAAUAGGCGGGUCCAGAUAAAAGUUCUGGAAACCAGAAAGAUAUGUCUGCUAAACAUCACAGGCAGCCAAGAAAAAGCACGUCAAAAGAUUUUCAGCGCGUAUAUUAACAGGCUCAAGUCCUCCGGUGUGCAUUUUGAACACUUACGAAAAAUCACAAAAACGAAACCACGAAAAAAACCAAAUACCGAUAUGAAAAUUCGAAAAAUACACAGUGAUUUUGCCUGUGAUCAGUUUCUGUUUUGCUGAGAACAAACUUCAACGACAAGAUAAACAGCAAAAGCUUCAAAUCCCAAAUUUUCAUGACAUCCAACUCAAAAAUAUUUCAUUCCCAAAAACAAUCUUUCGCACCACUACUUGUUUAUUUUCCAGUGCAUGACUUUCUGCGACCAAAGGCCCGGAAACGUCACGCAACUCGACCUCACUUACUUGGCGUGCUACGACCGGUUUGAGAACAUGAAGGCCUGCUUCUGGCAAGACGUCACCGAAAAGUCGGCUCCCGCUUUCUCUUUCAACACAGAUGGAGAGGAUCGAGGCUUCGCUGCCGCUCCCCGAGUUCCUUUCGCCAAGACCUUCGGACAAUAA
Caenorhabditis auriculariae is the source of this 1582-nucleotide messenger RNA. NCBI's taxonomy places the organism in Eukaryota, Metazoa, Nematoda, Chromadorea, Rhabditida, Rhabditidae. The record is from the annotation of a GenBank genome assembly.